Urocitellus parryii (Arctic ground squirrel) is the source of this 2919-nucleotide messenger RNA. It is a transcript of the gene Rbm34, whose product is annotated as RNA binding motif protein 34. NCBI's taxonomy places the organism in Eukaryota, Metazoa, Chordata, Mammalia, Rodentia, Sciuridae. The record is from RefSeq and is a predicted model, not a curated record. Gene Ontology annotation, molecular function: RNA binding.
GAAGCGGGACGUUUGUCGCUGAGGCAGUUCCGAAAGUCUUGCACGAGGAAUGGCCUCAGAGGGGAAGAACAAGCUUCAGAAAAAGAAAAGCGCGAGGCGCACAGCGCGCGCGGAGGACCGCGGAGGGAGCGAGGCCGGGGACUACCUGGUGGGACAGGUCGCCGACAGCCUGUUAGGCGGCUUGCGCGCUCCGCGAGGUAGCGACACUACGCUGACCGCCCUCUUCAGCGCCUCCACGCCGCGGGCCCGCCCGGUGUACGUCCCCGCGCCUCAGGAAGCCUCGCGGAAGCGGGGGCGCGAGCCGCGAGAGGAGAGCCCACCCCAGGGUCGCAGGCCACUUUUGCAGGAACCUGCAAAAAAGACGAAAGCGAGGAAGAAACUGUCCGAGGCGGAGGCCAGGUUGGCCGACAGGGAAAGUGCUCUAGCAAGUGCUGAUUUAGAAGAAGAAAUUCAUCAGAAACAAGGACAGAAAGGGAAAAAUUCCCAGUCUAGUAUUAAAGUAACUGAUAGACAAGUACUUAAUGAUAUAGAUCACAGCUACAAUGUAAGUCAAAGAAAGAAAAUUGAGAUCAAUCAAGAAGAAGAAAGAUUAAAGAAUGAGAGGACUGUAUUUGUUGGGAACUUGCCUGUCACAUGUAAUAAGAAGAAACUGAAGUCAUUUUUUAAGGAGUAUGGACAAAUAGAAUCUGUACGGUUUCGUUCUCUAAUUCCAGCAGAGGGAACUCUAUCCAAAAAGUUGGCAGCAAUAAAACGUAAAAUUCAUCCCGAUCAGAAAAACAUUAAUGCUUAUAUUGUGUUUAAGGAUGAGAUUGCUGCUACAAAAGCACUGAACAGAAAUGGGGCCCAAAUUGCAGAUGGAUUUCGUAUUCGAGUUGAUCUUGCAUCUGAGACCUCGUCUAGAGACAAGAGAUCAGUAUUUGUGGGGAAUCUCCCAUUCAAAGUUGAAGAAUCUGCCGUGGAGAAGCAUUUUUUGGACUGUGGGAGUAUUGUGGCAGUGAGGAUUGUGAGAGACCCAGUUACAGGAGUAGGCAAAGGAUUUGGCUAUGUGCUCUUUAAGGACACAGAUGCUGUUCAUCUUGCUCUGAAAUUAAAUAAUUCUGAGCUAAUGGGAAGAAAACUCAGAGUCAUGCGUUCUGUGAAUAAGGAAAAAUUAAAACAGCAAAAUUCAAAUCCAGGUUUGAAAAAAGUCAUUAAACCUAAGCAGAGUCUUAAUUCUGCUUCCAAAGAUGCAGGACAUUCUAAAUGUGUAUUUAUUGGAGAAAAGGCUGUUCUGAUUAAAAAGAAAAAGAAAGGACAGAAGAAAAGUAGACAGGCUAAGAAACAGAGAAAACAGAAGUAACCAUCAGAAGCCUAUGCUCUCCUUCCUGUAGAGGACUGCUGAUUUAAGUGGAUGAACCCAGGAGUUGAGUCAGGAUGUUUAUGGAUCCUAUGUGUGAAAUAUGAAGACUUCCACAGCCUUAGUUGGUUUUCCAUCAUAAUGAUACCUUUGCAGCAUUUGUUUUUAGAUGCAGGCAAACAAGUUACCAUGGAUUAUGUGUCACUACUGAAGGUACAAGAGAUGACUUUGGACCUAAGAUGAAUGUUAAGAUUUUAAUGAUUAUUUAUUAGUUUAUAUUAGAAAUACACAUUUUUAUACUUCAGAUGGUGAUUGCAAGAAUAUUAUUACUUGGGAUGAGACUAAGUUGAAAAGUAAGUAAACUUAAAAGCAAACUUAAUACUGAUUGCACUUAGACCACGUCUAGUAGCCUCAAAGUGGGAAUGCUAAUCCCAAGUCUAGUCAUUAACCCUGAGAAAGAUUCAAAAAUUGUUGUAGAAUAUCUACUCAUUUUUCUUUCCUUGCACUUGAGACAAGUGUACUUCUGUAUUCUUAUCUCAUUCCACUAACCCAAUAAUAACUAACCAACAAGAAUAUAAAAUGAAAUGUGGCUCUCAUUUCUUACGUGUAACCAGUGACUAGAUUGGUUAUUGAAAUCCUUGGCAAAUUGGUCAUCAGUUUCCACUUUUUAUUUUAAUUUGAAAAAUGUUCUUGGAAAAUUUGUGUUCCUUAAAUAGUGUCACUGUGUAGAAUAAAAUGGUCUUUCCAGAAAAAAAAAAUCAUUUUUAAGAUAAAGUUUUCUAAUAAAAUACAGUAAGGCACAAAGUAUAAAGAAAGGUCAACAAGGGAAAAGAAUAGCACUGCAUUCACCUAGUGGCAAGCUGGUAUCCUCUCAGUUAUCUUAUCAAGCUGAGUGGUAUAUAGGAGGGAGGCCUGGUGUUGGGGGAGGUAGAUGAUGGUGGCUGAUCUCUGACAGGCAGAACCUGCAGUGAACAAAGGGUGCAGUCAAGGGAAAGUGAGUUACAGCUGAUUUGAAAAUCCUGUCUGGGAAGUUACACAGGGAAGACCUAGUGGAUCUUUAAAAUAGCUCUGUAGAGAGUUGAUAGAGCUUCAUUUUCCUGUAUCCAGGGACUGCACAUUUUAUAUUUGGUAUUCCUUAUGGCAUUUAGAAAUUUGAUUUUUUUGUAAGUAGGGUUCAGUAAGUAUUAGCCAAUCAUUGUUGAGCAUUUUGCACAUAUUUCUAGUAAAAUAAAAAUGCAACAUCUGUAGACUAUAGAUUUUAUGGCCAUAUGUAAUGUCUUUGCAUACAUUUGUGACCUAUGAAUUGGUAGUUUUUGAAAACACAACAGUAACAUUAAAAUUUUACUUCAUGUUUGUUACUGUUUAAUUGAAAUUUGUACUUUCUCUAGGCAGAAUAUGCAUGUGUUACUAUAUAGUUUAAAACAUAUGACUUACGGAAAAAGGAAUAUGUGUUUUGUAGAAAAAUCCCCAGAUAUUUUGUGUAAUUCUUUGUUACCUGAAAAAAAUUCUGUAUCAUGCUAUAUGUGAUUAAAGUUUUAGCCACAAGAGUUAUAUAUGGGUGGUCAACAGUGGCUAAACUUUUC